Molecule: messenger RNA, 593 nt
Organism: Salvia splendens (bonfire salvia)
Lineage: Eukaryota; Viridiplantae; Streptophyta; Magnoliopsida; Lamiales; Lamiaceae
Product: DET1- and DDB1-associated protein 1
Exons: 4
Coding region: 129-419 (96 amino acids)
Biological process (GO): positive regulation of proteasomal ubiquitin-dependent protein catabolic process
Cellular component (GO): Cul4-RING E3 ubiquitin ligase complex
Source: RefSeq, a predicted model, not a curated record
GUGAAUUGGUGUGCUUUUGUUUUGUUUUAUUAAUAAUCUUUUGUUUUGUUGAUAUUAGCUCAAUCGCCCUCUAGUGUUGCCUAAUUCCCUUCCUUCCAAUCCUCAUUGAUAAUUCUGCUGAUGAUUCAAUGCUCGGAAGCUGGCCCUCUCUCGACCCUCACAACUUCAGCCAGUUCAAGCCCAAUGAUCCCUCCAACCCAUCGAAAAUGACACUUGUUACCUAUAAUCCUACUCAUGAUCACACCCUCUCUCCGCCUGAUCAGGUUAUAGUCCCGGAGGCGAAAAACAUUCUUCUGAGGCACUUCUAUCAACAGGCCGAAGAGAAGCUGCAGAUGAGUGCAAAGAGAGCAUUGUCCGAUAAUCCGAUGCCGGAGCGCGCAUCGAAGCUUCCUAAGGCUUCGGCUUCUGAUAAUGUGUAAUGUGAGCUUCACAAAAAUUGUGAAUAUAUCAGUCCCUGCAGGCGCUAGUAUAAAGUAGGUGUGUGCUGAAAAGCUCAUAACCAUGUUUGCUUGUUGUAUACUUACAUAAGCCUUGCAAAGGGUGUAUAUUUUUGAGUAUUUUCUAAAUUUAUAUAGUAGUAUUACUUUAUUCUA